Messenger RNA from Prunus armeniaca (apricot), 552 nucleotides. NCBI's taxonomy places the organism in Eukaryota, Viridiplantae, Streptophyta, Magnoliopsida, Rosales, Rosaceae. The record is from the annotation of a GenBank genome assembly.
AUGGCGACCGACACUAAUACCCAAAUCUACCACGAGCAGCAAAGGCUACAAUUUUGCCUCUUACACUCGCUCAACAAUCUCUUCCAGCAAAAAGAUGUAUUUACUCGAUCAAGCUUGAACGAGAUUGCUGAAAAACUUGUUCUUGAAGAACCCAACAACGAAACAUGGACACCCUUAUCUGUACUCUUUAAACCCCACCAUAAUGCACUUACUGGAAACUAUGAUAUAAAUGUACUAAUUGCUGCUUUAGAAGACAAGGGAAAGAAUGUGGUUUGGCAUGAUCGUCGUAAUGGAGCGUCUUCAAUUGAUCUAGAUGGGCCUGAAGAUGCUUUGAUGGGUAUUCUGCUUAAUGUUCCGGUUAGAAUGUUUGCCGGGCUUUGGAAAAGUAGGCAUUGGGUUUCAUUGAGGAAGAUCGACGGGGUUUGGUACAAUUUGGAUAGUGAUCUUGUUGCUCCUCAGGCUUUUGAAGAUACUGAAAAGGUUAGAGAAUUCUUGGAUUACAUCAUUGGGCAUGGUGGAGAAGUUUUGCUUGUUAUGAACAAUAAACAGUGA